Lactuca saligna is the source of this 435-nucleotide messenger RNA. The record is from the annotation of a GenBank genome assembly. NCBI's taxonomy places the organism in Eukaryota, Viridiplantae, Streptophyta, Magnoliopsida, Asterales, Asteraceae.
AUGGCUAUGGAUGUACUAACGGUCCAAGCUAGUAACUUAGCUUCGGAAUGUUGUUUUUCUCAUAGUGGUAGGAUAUUAAGUGCUCGAAGGUGUAUGCUAAGCGAUGAAUCGGUGCAAAUGUCGGUGAUGCUAAAGGACUACUAUGAUUCAAUGGAGAGAGUACAAAAUAGCGUGGAUCUUGAAGAAGGGUUAACCCAUAUGGAAACCGAGAUUUUGGUAGAUGAAAUGGAAAAAAGAGGCGCGGAAGUGUCAUCAUACACUAACACCGAUGUUGAUGAAGAUAUUGUCGACACUCAAGAAGCACGCAAUGCAGAUUUAACAAGUACAUCAUCUAACAUCACUCCCGACCAAGAUUACUCCAACCCCAACCAAGAAGUUCUGUAUUCCGACGACAACUACAACUUUUGGAAUUUCCCUCCGGAUAUAACAUUCUGA